Photinus pyralis (common eastern firefly) is the source of this 2327-nucleotide messenger RNA. RefSeq lists its product as uncharacterized. The record is from RefSeq and is a predicted model, not a curated record. The transcript is spliced from 3 exons. Lineage: Eukaryota; Metazoa; Arthropoda; Insecta; Coleoptera; Lampyridae. The coding region runs from base 1401 to 2132 and encodes 243 amino acids.
CUGGACGCUAAUCAAGGACUAUAUUAGUAUUACUUUCAGUCGAAAUUGAAACUGCACGCCUACUAUGCGAUUUUUGCGUAGAGGUAGAGAUUAAACACCCUGUUUUUUUUUAGGAAACAUCAAGUUAUUGGACCUGCCCCCCCAAAGUCUAUACAAAAAACAUUGUCUGUUCAGAACAUUUCGUGGAAAGUGAUUACACUAAUCCUCGGUUAAAAUCAAAGUUAAAAAAAGGAGCAAUCCCAAAGUCCUAUCAAAUUUGUUCAACACCGACAGUGCCACUUAAUAUUCUUCAAACAGUUCCCCGGUUGCUGCUGCAUCUGAAAAGCUCCAAACAUCUGAGCUUGGCGAAAUGUCUGUUCUUCUGCCAAAGUGCCAAUCAAGACAUAAAGCAUAAAAUCUACAACUGACAUUUCGGAAGAAAUUGCAAGUAAAUCAACCGACUUUGAUAUAUCACCAUCUCAUCAACAAUGGCUUACAGACAUUACGAAUAUGCCAGAGCGCUCUCCCAAGAAGUGUAAAAGAAAGUUACAGUUGCAGGACCUUACCCCACGUGCAAAGAAAAUGAAGCAGACUUUGGAAGAUCAAAAACGUCUUUUAAAGAAUAAACGAUCAACAAUUGCCAGAUUAAGAUUAAACCAAAAAAAGAAAACACAAAAUGCCACUUUGACUAAUAUUAUCGGCAGUGUGAAAUUUGUAUCAAAACAAUCACGAGUUUUGACAAAAAUGGAUAUACUGCAUAAAAAGAAUAGGCAAUGGGCAAACGAUGAAAAGGAAUUUGCACUGCAACUUUUUUAUAAAUCUCCCGCCUAUAAAUUUCUUAAAAAUAAACAAAUAGUUCUGCCCAGCAUGUCCACAAUUCGAAAAUGGAUUGGCGAUUCCAAAUUUAAUGAAGAAUUUAAAACUAAAGAUUGCAACUAUGGAUAGAGACUGAGAAAUAUCUGUAAAUGGCACCAUAAAUAGUAUAUAAAGAUACUUACUGUAUAGCAUUCAUAUAUGGUCACCCUAUCAUGUUUGUAAGCAUAAGUACUUACAUUCCAUCUUGGUUCACCCUAUAAAUUGUGUGUAAGGCGUCAUUUAGGGAAAUAAAGCCAUUACUUAUUACAAUCAACUCCAUUAUAUAAUUAUUCGUGAACUUAUCAUUAUCUCUAAUAAGUAGGUAAAAAAUUAUUUGUACUUACAAUAGAUCACUUACUUGUAAUGUUGAACAGAAGUCCCGAUACAUCAUCAAGCAGUUUCAGGGUGAUAAUUUCGUCAUUUACUCUAAAUGUUACAGGUAAUUUCAUUCGUUUACAAAACGAUCCUAACCUUCAAUGUAAAUAACCACAAAACCGCGCGGAAUAAGAGCAGGGAAUGGCGACGACGUCUCGAACAACGCAGUUCCACAGUUAAGAGCAACUUCGAUGUAUGAUCAUAUCAGUGGAGCUUUGGAACAGCUUAUAAGAAAAGCUAAUUUGCUCAUUGAAAAUGAGAAUAAUAAUGCAGUAGAAUGUUUAAUGAAUAUUGUUUCGCGUUUUAAUAUGGGGAAGAGAACUAAUUUGGGUGCAACGUGGAUCAUACGAAAGACGAGUUUACCUGGCAACUUUGCGGUACAACAAAUCGUUAUCUUUAGCACGGAAGCUACGGAGAAUGACAUUGCCAAAGAAUCGGUGGCAAUAAAGGCAUUUGAAAAGAAGCAGAAUGUGACCGUAACAAACACUGGAUUGUGGAUACAUAAAGAUUAUGGUUUUUUAGGAGCAUCACCAGAUGGUCUUGUUGGUACAGACACCAUCGUGGAAGUGAAAUGUCUGUAUUCAUGUUCAAAAUUGGAGGAAACUGGUUUGGAAAAAAUAUUACGGUUUAAAAAAAAGACCUGUUUGCAACUAAAGGAUGGCAAAACAUCUUUAAACAGAAGACAUUCUUAUUGCUAUCAAGUACAAGGCACCUUGAACAUUGCCAAGAGGAGCAAAUGUUAUUUUGUUGUUUAUAUUAACGAUGCAGUUCCACUCUACAGGGAGGAGAUUGAAAUAGACAUCAAUUUUUGGGAACAUGAAAUGGUACCAAUAUUAAUAACUUUUUACAAAAUGUGUAUUGCUCCAGAAAUUAUAAGAACAAUAUCGGGAAAGGACAAAAGCGUGUUGAUCCGCAAUACAUAAGAUGCGAUAAAAAACCGUGAACCGCAGUUGUUGGAAGCGUGUAAGAAGAAGCGAAAAACCAAAGCAGAAAACUAAUUGCACAAGACUCAAUCUUCAACACUGAAAUCAUGGCUAUCUUGCUGAACGUAGGCCCUCAAUAGGAUUCCCUACGUCACUUUCAACUAAAAUCCUCAACUGCAUGUAUACAGAAAAUAU